GCUACGAGUUCAUGGCCUCGCCGCCAUCCUCUCCCUGUGUGUCUACACUACAUUGCAGUCCUCAUAAUUACAUUAUGGUACCCCUCUCUAUUUAAGAGAGUUGCCGGUUACAGAGCCAGAGUCCGACUUUAACUCUACCCCUACCAUCUAUUAUAACUCUAAGUCCAACUAUAACCAUAUACACCUAUUCUAACAUAAUCGAUUUGAUUUAAACAUGCGCUUGUUUCAUCCAAUAAAAGAAGUGUCUUUGUUGCUAGAUUAGAUUUGACAAACAAAAUAGCACAAUUGCAUCCUCUUUUUGUCAAUUCUUGCAGUGGCAGACAUGUUGACUUCAUCGGCUGCCCGUACGUCCUCACGGAGCGUGUGGGAGGGCAUCACCGGGACGCACGACUUCGAGGUGGUCGGCUACUCGUUGAUGGACGGCUUCGGCGCCGGAAGGCACGUCUGCUCCGGCGACUUCAGCGUCGCCGGCCAUGACUGGUAUGUCGCGUUCUACCCCGAUGGCCUCGACCAGGAUUCCGCCGGCUACGCGUCGGCCUGCCUCGCCUACCGCGGCAAGGAGAGGCUCGUGAGAGCCAAGUACAGCCUGAGCUUGGUGGCCAGGGACGGCAGGGCGUCGCCGCUCGCCGGCGACACGCUGCGGUCGCACUACUUCACGCCGACGAGCCGCAGCGCCGACGUCCUCAAGUUCGUCGAGAAAUCCAACCUGUCGUCGUCGCCGUCGUCGUCGUCGUACUCGUGCCUCGACGACGACACCCUGACCAUACGGUGCGUGGUCACCGUGGUCACCGGCCCGCGCGUGGUGAGCGUCGCGCCGGCCAAGGAGAGGGGCCCCCGCGUCACGGUGCCGCCGCCGAGCCUCCACGAGCACCUGGCGCGGAUGCUGCGCGACGGGCGGGGCUCGGACGUGGCGUUCCGCGUGGGCGGCAGGGUGCUCCGCGCGCACCGGUGCGUGCUCGCCGCGCGGUCGCCGGUGUUCGACGCGGAGCUCCUGGGCCCGAUGAUGGAGACCACCGCUCCGUGCAUCGAGAUCCACGGCGUCGAGCCCGCCGCCUUCGAGGCGCUCCUCCGCUUCGUCUACACGGACAGCUGGCCGCUCGCCGGCGUCGACGUCGCGGCGACGGUGCGCCUGCUCUCCGCGGCGGACAGGUACGGGCUGGAGAGGCUGCGGCUGAUGUGCGAGGAGAAGCUGCACGAGGGCAUCGACGUGGACAACGCCGCCGACGUCCUCGCCAUGGCGGAGCUCCACCAUUGCUCGCAGCUCAGAGACGCCUGCGUCGCGUUCAUUGCCUCGCCGAGCACGCUGGGUCCCGUCCUGGCGUCGAGCGGCUUCGAGGAUCUCAUCAUGGCGACCGGCGCUUCGGUGACCAAGGAGAUUUUGCACAAGGUGUCCGAAUCGUGGAGCGGUCCUGGUAACAGAAAUAAUUCAAGCAAAAGAAAGUGAGAAAAAUGGCAAUUAUAUUGAAUACGACUGAACUACUCUAUUCGUUAGUAUUUUUAGUUUCCCCAGCAAAGAUUAUCGAGGGUACACUUUUCAAACUACUUCUUCUUAAAAAAAACCAAUCUAAGUGAUUCAUUAUCCUAGU
Molecule: messenger RNA, 1586 nt
Organism: Oryza sativa Japonica Group (Japanese rice)
Lineage: Eukaryota; Viridiplantae; Streptophyta; Magnoliopsida; Poales; Poaceae
Product: BTB/POZ and MATH domain-containing protein 2
Biological process (GO): protein ubiquitination
Molecular function (GO): protein binding
Source: RefSeq, a predicted model, not a curated record